Messenger RNA from Daphnia pulex (common water flea), 1014 nucleotides. Its product is annotated as H/ACA ribonucleoprotein complex subunit 1-like. The coding region runs from base 1 to 1014 and encodes 337 amino acids. Gene Ontology annotation, biological process: snoRNA guided rRNA pseudouridine synthesis; ribosome biogenesis. NCBI's taxonomy places the organism in Eukaryota, Metazoa, Arthropoda, Branchiopoda, Diplostraca, Daphniidae. The record is from RefSeq and is a predicted model, not a curated record. Gene Ontology annotation, cellular component: box H/ACA snoRNP complex. The transcript is spliced from 4 exons. Gene Ontology annotation, molecular function: box H/ACA snoRNA binding.
AUGAUUGGUCAUAAUGCAAACUCUACGCCGUCCGACAACCUUCUCGAGACCAGCCUUCGGAAUCCACCACCACGAUCAGUAUAUAAUUCCGGCAGUGGAGAGUUCAACUGGUUGUCAGCUAUGCUACCGAAGAUCGAAAUAACGCCCUAUAACGGGGAUCCGAGAGCGUGGCACUCCUUUUCAAGAUCCUUUAAAGAGCUCGUUCACGAAGUUUUGCCAUCUAAUGCCCAGCGAAUUGUAGCACUAAGGAAUAUGCUGACACCGGACGUUCGGCAAGGAUUCGAGGCGAUGCUGAGAAACGCAAACAGCUACGACAGAGUCUUCGAAGAGCUGCACAGGAGAUACGGAGAAUCGUACCUAAUUGAGCGAGCCUACCUGCACAGACUACAACGCAUUAGAAACUGCAGGGUCUUCGACGGCCAGGCACUGCGCGAUUUAGCUGCCCAGCGUGGAGGAAGUUUCGGUGGACGUGGUCCUCAAGACUUUGGCCCACCUGAAUUUGUGAAAGAAUUGGGUUAUUUUACUCAUCCCUGCCAGGACGAUCUAAUCUGCAGAUGUACACUUGACGAUAUUCCAUACUUCAAUGCUCCAAUUUAUUUGGAAAACAAGCAGCAGAUUGGCAAAGUUGAUGAAAUUUUUGGUUCCAUUAAAGAGUAUUCAGUUUCAGUGAAACUUAGUGAAGAUGUUAAAGCUAAAUCAUUUACACCCAAUCAAAAGAUUUACAUUGAUCCUGCAAAGCUACUGCCAUUGGGCCGAUUUUUACCUCAACCAGGAGGAGCUGGUCGCGUAGCCAAACGCGGGGGAGGUCGAGGUGGUGCCGGUGGUAGAGGAGGUUUUGGCAGAGGAGGAGGUGGUGGAUUUGGUCGUGGAGGUGGAGAUCGCGGAGGAAGAGGAGGAUUUGGUGGCAGGGGCGGAGGUGACCGUGGAAGAGGAGGAUUUGGAGGACGAGGAGGUGGGGGAGGAUUUGGAGGACGAGGUGGAAGUGGCGGAUUUGGAUAUAAAUUUCAGAAGUAG